This is a messenger RNA of Arvicola amphibius (Eurasian water vole), 579 nucleotides long. RefSeq names its product chromosome 4 C17orf50 homolog (gene Pgbdf). Bases 1 to 576 code for a protein of 191 amino acids. Lineage: Eukaryota; Metazoa; Chordata; Mammalia; Rodentia; Cricetidae. The record is from RefSeq and is a predicted model, not a curated record. The transcript is spliced from 3 exons.
AUGGAUAAGCAUGGCGUGAAGACCCCUUUGUGGAGGAAGGAGGUGGAGGAGCCCGAGGCCAGGGAGGAGGAGCUGGAGGACGAGACGUCGUCGUCGUCGUCGUCUUCGUCGUCGUCGUCGGAGGUGGAGAGGACGGACCCCGAGAGCACGGCGGAGGUCGAGGAGGAUGGCGACUCGGGGGAGCGCGAGGCCCGCUCGGUGUCCUACAGCCCUCUGCGCCAGGAGCCGAGCAGCCAGCAGGUGGCGCUGCUGCGACGCUCGGACAGCAGCUUCUGGGGCUGGCUCAGCCCGUUUGCGCUUCUGGGUGGCCUUGCGACCCCCGCGGAGAGGAAGCGUGGUGCCCCGGAAGAACCGUGCGUGUUGGAGACGCGGCGGCGGCCACCGCGCCGCGGGGGCUGUGCGCGCUGCGAGAUCCUUUUCUGCAAGAAAUGCAAGAGCCUGCAUAGCCACCCAGCUUACAUUGAGCACUGUAUUCUGGAGCACCCUGACCCGGGUAAGGCGGAGGCCGCCGAGAGCUCUGAGCGCAUCCACUCCCAGCCUCUGCGCCCGCAAAGCUCCAAACUCUUCUAUCUCUAGUGC